CGAGCCGUCCUUCUUCAGCGUGAGACCGGCCAAUCAGAGUCGACUCGAGCCCUUCGUCAUAGCCAAUCGGCUGAUGAUCUGCUCUUCUCGCAAACAUGUCGCCCAUGAAGCUGUGUGUUCCAGGUGACAAGCUAUGCAGUGUAGAAGACUGUAUUCCCGGCACAGGAGUAUACCUGCGGCAUGGCUACAUAUACUCCUCACUAGCAGGCUACGUGCUCAGGAAAAACGAGGGAGAGGAGUUACCAGUGAUCUCAGUGGUGAGGGAAACCGAAACGCAGCUACUACCAGAUGUAGGAGCAAUAGUCACCUGUAAGGUGACCAGCAUCAACCCCAGGUUCGCCAAGGUCCACAUCCUUUAUGUAGGUUCCACACCGCUGAAGGACCGCUUCAGAGGGACAAUCAGGAAAGAAGACGUGCGUGCAACAGAGAAAGACAAGGUGGAGACAUACAAAAGCUUCAGACCUGGCGACAUCGUCUUGGCGAAAGUGAUCUCUCUCGGUGACGUGCAGUCUAACUACCUGUUGACAACAGCGGAGAAUGAACUGGGGGUGGUGGUGGCACACAGUGAAGCAGGUUCCCAGAUGGUUCCCAUCAGCUGGUGUGAGAUGCAGUGCCCACGGACGCACGCCAAAGAGUUCCGCAAAGUGGCCCGAGUGCAGCCGGAGUAUCUACAGGCAUGAGAGCCCUGAAACUUCUUUCUUCCACAAGGAACACACAGCUUCCCCUCCCUCCUUCACUCACUGUCGCCAAGUAGCUUCCCAACUCUGUUUCAGAUGUUUUCUGAGAGACUGUACAACGUGCAUAUCAUUAGCUAUUUCUGGUUACAUGUCUUUUUAAGUGUUUUUUUGAAUAGCUUUCCCUCUGCACAUUGUCAUCAUUUAAAUGUGCCAACUUAAACACAGAAGCGGCGUUGGACCAAAGUGCAAAAGUGCCAGGACAUAUUCUAAACAGUGCAGCGACUGUUGUAAAGAUAUUUUUAACCAAACACAAAAAUGUUACAUUGCAGCUGCCAAACUUUAAGUGGCCGCUAUGUUGAGAAGCUAAACGCAUCAGAAUUUUGCACCUAGUGAAGAAAGGUCUUUUUCACAGAUGCAGGAUUCACUCAGUUUCGCUAAUAGGUAUUAUGGCAGAUCAUCAGGUCGUUUGAAGGAAGAAGUAGUUGGUGCAUGAUGCUGGGUGCGUAAACGUGAGACUUGGUUAAGGCAAGGCCCAGUCUACAUCACACGUAAAGGAAAAAAUGAAGUGGCUGUAUUUGGUCUGAAAUAAGGAAGUAUCGACCAAAAAUGCUGCAUAGUGAGCGCCGCACUUCUUUGCGUGACGUUGUGUAUGCGGAUUACUUGUUUUUGUCAUUAAUUUAGUUUAAAGACAGUUUAAUCUCCUCAGGCUAAUUUUUCUGUACUCCUUUCCAGUUUAAAGUAAACUGAUGUCCUCACAGCAGUUUUAAAAAUGAAUGUGAAGAGAGCCUAAUGUUCAAUCAGCAUUACAACACAGCUACCAUGCAUGUGCGGAAUAUUGAAGUACAAGAUGUGAUAGUCAAAUAUUUCUUUUGUUUUCCAACACAUUAUCAAAACAAAAUGAUUGAGCGAACAAGCAAGCAGAAAUAUUUCCAUUUUAUCUUUUGAAGUAAAGUGUACUUUCCUUAUUCUUUCUUCACUUUACAGCAGACAUCAUUCAUGUGCAAGAUUGAAAUAAAAUGACUAUCAAAGCCA
Molecule: messenger RNA, 1709 nt
Organism: Siniperca chuatsi (mandarin fish)
Lineage: Eukaryota; Metazoa; Chordata; Actinopteri; Centrarchiformes; Sinipercidae
Gene: exosc1
Product: exosome component 1
Exons: 8
Coding region: 96-680 (194 amino acids)
Biological process (GO): RNA processing
Cellular component (GO): cytoplasm; nuclear exosome (RNase complex)
Molecular function (GO): RNA binding
Source: RefSeq, a predicted model, not a curated record